Messenger RNA from Cutaneotrichosporon cavernicola, 1005 nucleotides. RefSeq lists its product as uncharacterized. NCBI's taxonomy places the organism in Eukaryota, Fungi, Basidiomycota, Tremellomycetes, Trichosporonales, Trichosporonaceae. Gene Ontology annotation, cellular component: replication fork protection complex; nucleus. Bases 1 to 1005 code for a protein of 334 amino acids. The record is from RefSeq and is a predicted model, not a curated record. Gene Ontology annotation, biological process: replication fork arrest; DNA damage response; replication fork processing. The transcript is spliced from 2 exons. Gene Ontology annotation, molecular function: DNA binding.
AUGAGCCUCACGGACCUCUUCAGCGCCGACUCGCCUCCGCCCGACUCUCCCCCGCCAACCCCACCGCGACCAAGAGGCGAAGCACUGUUCCUCGACGGCGCAUCUACGCCCAGCCAUACCCCACUCAAGCGGCGAUACGGCGAUUUCAACGAUGAGGAUGGGCCGCUCUCGCCAAGUCAGGAGAUGGAGGACUUUGACCUCGAGCGCGCCGUAACUCGAGCCGGCAACGAUGGGAGGUCGGAAGUACGCCUCCCUGAUCCAAACGUGGAGGGGAUUGCGCCGCGCGCCAUCGCCGAGCUCUUCGACGAUCCGCUGGCCAUGCAGGAUCCCCUCGCUUUGGGUGGAUCGACAGAGGAAGCGCCAAAACGAUCGCGAGUUCGGGCCAAGGUCGAUGCGGAUCGUCUCCUUGGAUCACGUGGAUUGCCAGCGCUUAUGAGCGCGACACGGAGGUUCAAAGUCAAGGGCAAAGGUCAUGAGGUGAGACGUGGUAUUGCCGAGCUGACCAAGACAUCCGACCUGAGCCGACUCAUGGACACGUACCAGAUCUGGGCACAUGGCAUGUUUCCCCGCGGCGAGUUUGCAUUCACCAUCGAGCGGACGGAGAAGGUGUGCCGCAGCGUCCGCAUGGUCAACGCCAUUAAGGGGUUGCGCGACGAGUUCCACCCGCCCCCGCGGUCGCCUACUCCGGAUCCAGAGGAUGGCGAGAAUAACAUUGGGGGUGGUGGGGGACAGGAGUCGCUUGGCGCGUUCAUUGAGGGUGAGGAGGAGAGCUUGGGCGACGAGUCGUUCCGGUACGCACCAGGGCCGGAGACGCUGGCUGCGGAUCGACGGCCGCUCUUCGCACCGGGGCCGGACGUGGAUGUGGACGUGGACGAGGACGAACUCGCGGCCAUGGCUGAAAUGGAGCGGGAGACGGGGGAGAGCUUGGCAGUCGAGACGCGGCGGGAGACGAGGGUGGACUUUGGCGAUGAGCCGCCUGCGUUUGACGAGGAGGAGGAGUGGUAG